CUACUGGGUUGCCGAAUUCGUCUUCACGCUUGCGUGCAUUUGAAUGGACCGAAUGAAUAAUAGACGCACUGCGUCUCUUUUGUCGUCUGCGCUAGUUUGCUUUGUCACUGAGCAAAGUCGAGCGCUCAUAUGCAUUAUGCCGGACUGAUAGUAUGUAUUGUGACUUGUAUAUGAACGAUCAAGAUAACUUCUUGGAACGAUUCAGGGAAUUAGGGAUGUCAAUGCAAACGAGUCUGUAAUUUUGCUUCAGAUGUUUUGAUAUGUGCUUUCAGAUUUUUCUAUCACGAUUCAGCCGAUGGAAUCAGAUCAUUUUGCAGCUAUCAUAAUGUUUUUUUGACUAAAAUAUUAGCCGCCGUGUCGAUUUUAUUCGUCGCUUCUCGAGCUACAUGCUCCGGCCAGCUCUCGUCAACAAACAAAUGUUCGUCUCCGGAACCUGUACAGAUAUCGCCCCCAUAGGUGCGGCCUGAUUCCUCUAUCAACUUGAGGUGCGGUAUGUCAAUGAUGUAUUCAACAGUAUCAUCUGCGUAUUCCUCUGCGCCCAAUAGCAUGGCUGUUGGGCCCAGACAGAGAAGGACGACACGAAGAGCUCCAGCUCCUAAUAUAAAUGGCCAAUCAGGACCAUGGAUGGAUUCAUCCUGGGUCCAAAGCUUCUCUUCCCAAGGACCUAGCCCCCUAGGAAACCCCCAGGACCUUAAUCCAGCCUUUGCUCUGCGGAAGAUCGUUCUCCUCCUAGAGAAGCAGAAGUACAUUGACGUCUCCCAACUCAUAAACCAGCUCAACAAUGUGGCCAUCAAAUCAAUCCUGCAUGAAUUGCCUAUUCAUGUGUUUCUGGAAAAUAUCCCUGACUCUCUUGUCGCACUAGAGAGUUUGUACUCAAAACUGUUUGUCCUAGACCCAGAGAACUUCCCUGUGGAUAAGCUGGCCAUUGAAGCUACAGUUUUCCAGAUCGUUCGACAUUUAGCCUUGGCUGACUCUAUGCUCGAUAAUGGCUCCACUCAAGCUAAUGCUGAUUUGAUUGGGUCCAUUCGAAACAUCUUGCAAAUUGUCCUCUUUGUCAAACCAGACAUUGUUUCUGUCGUCCAUGCACGGAAAAAGAUGAUGGACAACGCGCUCCAGGGAAUAGGCGAGCACAGUUUGGUGAAGGUCGCAGGAUCUCUCAUGAACCUUCAUGAUGGUUUGAAGAUUGAAUUUGAGAAAACUACUACUUCAUACAAAACAGCCAUUCAGCAACUUGAACAGCUAAGCCUCUCCAACCACAAGCCGGUCACUCUCAAAUCAUUUGCAAAUCGGCCGCUUCCCUCCGCUAACCACCAAGUCCUCAUGACAUUCACCGAAGAAGAAAUUCAAGAAAGGCUGUUCAAGAACAAGACUGUGUUAAAUGCUGUUGAAUCCAAUAUGACCAAUCAGCUCCCACACUUGAUCAAGAACCUUAAAGAAAGGAUCGAGAAUGAUAAGAACGCACUCCUGGCUUUUGGGAGAAUACGGCGAGAGAUCAAGGGCAUAUCUGGCGACGCCAAAGUAGCACCUGUUCUGUCUCAGUACUCAAGAAGUCUCAGGUCUGUCCUAGAUGUCUUCAAGGUUCUCUUGGAAGAGCACUAUCCCGAGAGCAAGACACAGGAUCUCAACUUUCCAGAUCUUGAUGACCAGGUCCUAAAGCUAGAGGAUGUUGAUGGAGUGGCAUCUGGAGGCUCUGCCCAAUUGGAUGCAGCUAAGAGCAACUCGACUGACAUAUAUGCUGGAAUUGCGGAUGCUGACAUCCCGCCCCCACCCACACAUUCCCCACCCCCCGUACCCUCCAGGACCCCGCCCACCUUGCCCACCUCGCCCACCUCGCUCCAUUCCGAGACGGAGAUUGGGAACUCGUCCCUGCCCUCCAAGGAGUCACAGCAUAGACGAGCUCGAUCCCGAGAUCGCAGCAGGAGGAAGAAGGGGACAAAGUCGAGGGCAUCGUCCAGGGCGAUCUCGCUGGAUAGAAGUCAGGUGGUGAUAUCAAGGCCCGAGAGGGAGAGCGUGGAGGAUAGCAGAGACUUUCAAGUCAUGAUGAAGAGGAUCAAUUCUGUUUCGGCAUCUUCACCAGUAUCCCCACAGGAAAGGGAAUAUUUCUCUCAGUUUGGAGCAACUCCAUCCGUAGGCCGACGUGGACUGGAGAAGCGCGGAAUCAGUCCCAUGCGAAAUGGAGCACGAAGUGGGUCAGUUUCCCCCACGUCAUAUCGUCGUCAUCUACUGGGAGAGGAUAUGCCUCUUUCUGAACUAUCGCAGAGGCCUGGAAUCGAGAAAGAACAGAAGGGAGGAGACAGCCGUAGAUCAUCCCUGUCCUCCACAUCAGACACCCAGAAGUCCACCAAUCCAUCCCGUCGCCAAGCCAGGCCAACCUCUAUGUAUAUGAAUGGGUCACCAAGCUCUAAGGCUGAUGAUACAUACUCAAUGCUCAUGGAUGAAUCUUCCAAGAGAGAAGCUGUGGAAAAAGAAAGAGACAAGGUUAUACGGAUGCAUUAUAAGGCCCAGACUGAACUACACAAGACAAAAGAAGAUCUCAGAAUAGCAAUGGACAAAAUCAACAGACUACAGGAGAAUGAGAGGAGACUAAAUCAAGAAGUAACCAAGCUGUCCUCUCACCCAGCACCCGCAAACAACAAUGAAGCCAACGUGGUGAAGUCUAAACGUAACAUCGUGGGUGAUCUCCUGUACGAGUAUGACAAGCUUUACUCUGAUGAUCGAGCCAAGGCGUGGGUGUCUCUCAACGUCAUGUCAGAACAGAAGCAGUUUGAAGACAGUGAUGACUUGAAGGAUAAAGUUCUUUUCUCUGUGAUAGUGCUUGCCUUCAGAACUGCUAAGAACACCAUGGAGUCCAUUCAGGGUGGGGUACAACAGCUAUUGCAGACGUCCCACACCCAGGCAAACGGUGGUGAAGCUAGGGUCAACCAUGGGAACAACCAACAGAAAGGAAAGACCAAUGGAGAGUUGCUCCAAUUCUUAAGAAGACUUGGGGAUGGCUAUGACCUGACUCCACUGACACAGGAGGUUGGAAAGCAGCUGUUUUCAGCCCUCUACGACUACCCAAAGCUGAAGACAUCCGUAGAACUCAGCAACUUCAUUGAACGCUGCGUGUCGUUGGCGUGGAGACUAACCAUCCAGGACCCGCCCCUGACGAUCACGUACGACAACAUGACAUUCAACUCGGACACCCACCAGAGGGCACCAGCCACUAACAGGAGAUCGACGACGGUCAAGUCUUUCCUCUGGCCAUGUCUAGUGGAAGAAAGCACCGGGUUAUGUGUCUAUAGAGGGGUUGUCUUGACAUGAAUCAUCUGGGCCCCAUUUCACAAAACUUGUCAUCAGUGACAAACGACAGUUUUUGUUAUAAGCUACUGAAAUCCUUGCUUCUGAUUGGUUAU
This is a messenger RNA of Strongylocentrotus purpuratus (purple sea urchin), 3395 nucleotides long. RefSeq lists its product as uncharacterized. Gene Ontology annotation, biological process: mitophagy by internal vacuole formation; mitochondrial protein catabolic process. The transcript is spliced from 11 exons. Lineage: Eukaryota; Metazoa; Echinodermata; Echinoidea; Camarodonta; Strongylocentrotidae. Gene Ontology annotation, cellular component: mitochondrial outer membrane. The record is from RefSeq and is a predicted model, not a curated record. Bases 493 to 3303 code for a protein of 936 amino acids.